This is a messenger RNA of Bufo gargarizans (Asiatic toad), 1158 nucleotides long. RefSeq names its product histone H1B-like. NCBI's taxonomy places the organism in Eukaryota, Metazoa, Chordata, Amphibia, Anura, Bufonidae. Gene Ontology annotation, molecular function: DNA binding; structural constituent of chromatin. Gene Ontology annotation, biological process: nucleosome assembly. The record is from RefSeq and is a predicted model, not a curated record. Gene Ontology annotation, cellular component: nucleosome. The transcript has a single exon. The coding region runs from base 140 to 790 and encodes 216 amino acids.
CGGUGUCAGCCAAUAGACGCGCAGGAGGGCGGAGCUCAGCAGCCAAUCACUGCGCAGCGCUCCACAUAUAAGAGGCGGCCCCGGCUCCGGCCUCAGUAUUUUCUCCAGGAGAAGUCUUUGUAUUUACGUCCCACACAAGAUGGCAGAGACCGCGCCAGCAGCAGCCGCUCCUCCUCCUCCCGCCGAAGCGGCCGCCAAGUCCAAGAGGCAGCCGAAGAAAUCCGCCGCUGCAGGGGGCGCCAAGAAAAGCAAGAAGCCGUCCGGGCCCAGCGUGUCCGAGCUCCUCGUCACAGCCGUGUCCGCCUCCAAGGAGCGCAGCGGGGUGUCUCUGGCCGCCCUGAAGAAGGCUCUGGCUGCAGGAGGAUGCGAUGUGGAGAAGAAUAAUAGCCGCAUCAAGGUGGCCAUCAGGGCUCUGGUCACCAAGGGGACCCUCACCCAGGUGAAGGGCAGCGGCGCCUCCGGCUCCUUCAAGCUCAACAAGAAGCAGCAGGAGACCAAGGACAAGGCGGCCAAGAAGAAGCCGGCGGCGGCCAAGAAACCUGCAGCUACUGCGGCCAAGAAACCCGCCAAAUCCCCGAAGAAGCCCAAGAAGGCUCCGGCCAAGAGCCCGAAAAAGACCAAGAAACCAGCCGCGGCCAAGAAAGCAGCCAAGAGCCCCAAGAAGCCGAAGGCUGCCCCCAAGCCCAAGAAGCUGGCCAAGAGUCCGGCUAAGAAGGCGGCCAAACCCAAGGCUGCCAAGAGUCCGGCUAAGAAAGCGGCGAAAGCCAAGAAGAGCGCGGCCAAGAAGUAACCGGCGCCGCCCGCACCUCUCCCCCAAAGGCUCUUCUCAGAGCCGCCACCUCCUCCUCAGACGAGCUCCACUCCGCCCUUCUGCCCUCGUUCUCCGCUCACGGCGGGCGGGGGCUCCGGCUCCUCUGCGGGAAGGAAUAGGGUUAACCCUGUCAGCGCCGCUCUCUUCAGUCUAUCAGGGCCUCUCUGCUCGGCUGAUAACCGCCCGCCCCUCACUGCGCGCCGCCCUCUGCUGGUAGUGAUGCCGCCGCUGAGUGUACUGUGCGUGCAGGGGGGUCGUGCACUCUAUCCCUGGACACCAGCGCAGCGAUGGAGCCGCUCUUCUCCGCACAGAGACUACGGGACUGUUCUCCGGUGGGGAGCGGGAGA